AUCAAAGUUUGCUCAUUUCGGUGAUUCUCACCGCCGUCUCGCUCUCUGACUGCAUCGACAUUUCUGUGAACCUUUCAGUGAUUCCUACAAGCCACCGCCGUCUCAGCUCUCUCAAAGUUCUGGGAUGACUAUGCCCAACAAGAAGGCUAAUCAAAGUGAUCGAAUCAGUGACUUACCAAGUAAUGUUGUUGAUGGUAUCCUAGCAAACUUGAAAAUCCGAGAUCUAGUCAGAACUAGUAUUUUGUCCAAAAAGUGGAGGUAUACGUGGACUUCAGCCCCACAUCUUUGUUUUGAUGUCGACUUUUAUCAAAGGUUUCGGCCUCCUGAAGACCCUGAACCUGUGGGUUUUGAUGACGACUUUGAUCCAUGGUUUUGGCAUCUUGAUAACCCUUAUCCUGACCGUGUAAUUUGUAAAACCAUCACGGAUGUUCUUAUGCUUCACAAUGGGCCGAUACACAAGUUUUCUAUUCACAUACCCGAAAGAUACAGAUUCAGGCUCUCAACGGAAAAACUCAAUAUGUGGAUCCCCUUUAUGUCAAGAGACAUUAAACAUCUCGAGCUUUUGACCUACCAAACUGAAGAAGAUCCUCAAUAUCCAAUGCUGGAUAUUCUCCUCUCUUGUAAGGAAUUGACUUGCUUCAAAUUACGCUCAUUUAACUUGUCAAUUCCACCUAAUUUCUGCGGCUUUAAAAAAUUGCGUGAACUUCAUUUAUAUUAUAUUCAAUUCGAGCCCAGAGCACUCGAGAGUUUUAUCUCUAGUUGUCCGGUUCUUGAAAAGCUCAACAUUGAAUACUGUGAGAUUCCUGGUUGUGAUUAUCUUGUUAUAUCUUCUCCUUCUCUCAAAGUCUUAGUGUUAGAUUUGAUUGAUAUAGAGUCAAUUUGUCUCAAGGAAGCAAGGAGUCUAAUCGAUUUUACACUCACGGGAUAUCUGGCCAAAGGUUUUAUCAAAGUUUGGCCAAAAAUUAAGAGGUUUUCUCUGGACUGUUGGGAAAAGAUCGUAGAUGCAGAUGUCAUUCCUUCCAUGCUGCUAACAGGCUCAUUCAGCUCUUUAGAGUAUUUGAAAUUGGAUGAAUUGAAUUUUGAUGAUAAAGGAGACAUUUUGUAUUUUGUCAGUCUUCUCAAAAGUGCUCCUAAUUUGAUUGAACUUGUUAUAAAGCAUUACUAUGUUGGUACCAGAAGAGUGUUGGGUCAUUUAGAGGAGUUAGAAAGCGAUAGCUGUUGCCUUAAACUUCAGACGGUGAAAAUCUACAUUGGAGCUAGCUCUCAUCACGCAAUGAGUUUGAUAAAGUUUAUACUUGCAAAUUCUCCUUUGUUGAAGACUCUUACUUUGUAUCGUAUUUAUGAUGAAUUUGAUGCACCUAUUUUGUUAAAUUUUUUACAAGACUUGUUACGGAUGAAACGGGCAUCACCAGCAGCACAGGUUGAUUUCCUUCAUUCUACUUAUGGACAAAGGCAUCUUAUUAUAGGGCAUGAUAAAGUUUUGGAUGAUGUGACAAAAAUUAAUUACUGAAUGUUGAACAAUGAGAUGUGACCAAACAAUGGUUCCGGCUUUUUAGACAUGUGGGAGCCUUUUAACC
Molecule: messenger RNA, 1577 nt
Organism: Vicia villosa (hairy vetch)
Lineage: Eukaryota; Viridiplantae; Streptophyta; Magnoliopsida; Fabales; Fabaceae
Product: F-box/FBD/LRR-repeat protein At1g13570-like
Exons: 6
Coding region: 125-1510 (461 amino acids)
Molecular function (GO): protein binding
Source: RefSeq, a predicted model, not a curated record